AUGGUGCUCGCCGGCGUCCAGGCGCAGCUCGGCCGCGCCUCGACGGCCGCGCUGGUCGCGCUGCCCGCCGUGGCCAUCCCCGUCGUCUACCUGAUCUAUCUCAACGGGCGCAUCCGCUCGACCACGACGUCCCGCGCCGGGCGUCGCAACCAUCACCAGCAACAGCAGCAGCAGCUCAAGGGAUCAGCAACAUCCGAGACACGGGCGCCUGCGGACCCGAAGUCGCUCCCCGACGACGUCAGGUCGGACAAUGGUUCGCGGUGGGUCGUCUCCUACGAGCGCGUCGUCUCCAAGCCGGUCCUGGCGUCGUCCCUCUCGCACCCUGUUGCCGCUACCGACCCGGCAGCGGGCCAGCCGUCGACACUGCUGAAGACGUACCUCCGCGCGACGCACGUCGCAUUCAGCUGGACGCCGCAGGCCCUGUUGAUACGCGCCAUGAUCAAGGAGCCGCACGUCAAGCGCUCGUUCGACACAGACUGGAUCAACGCGCUCAGCUUUGCCCCUGGAGACCUGGUCAACGGCGUGUACCGGGCGUCCCAUCACAGCAAGACGGCCGGCUCUGUGUCGGAACGGUCGGAGCUGCUCAUCGAGGUCCCCGCGUCGUACAAGGGGCCGGCCGUGAGGGGCUUGCUCGUCGCCGCGAUUGAGCCUGCCUCGAGCACGAACACGGACGAGGUGGUCUUUGUCAAUGAGACGUGGAUGUGGCGAGGCGUUGAUGAGCCGCCUACGUUGCUGGAGUCACCGUUUGGCAAGUGGUUUCACGGGAAGCUCGCCGGGUGGCUCAUCUUGAAGGGGCUCGGGGCAGUGACCGGCCGCAAAGAAAAGGCGGGCUGA
Messenger RNA from Purpureocillium lilacinum, 834 nucleotides. RefSeq lists its product as uncharacterized. The record is from RefSeq and is a predicted model, not a curated record. NCBI's taxonomy places the organism in Eukaryota, Fungi, Ascomycota, Sordariomycetes, Hypocreales, Ophiocordycipitaceae.